This is a messenger RNA of Eremothecium sinecaudum, 474 nucleotides long. RefSeq names its product phosphatidylinositol N-acetylglucosaminyltransferase GPI19 (gene GPI19). Lineage: Eukaryota; Fungi; Ascomycota; Saccharomycetes; Saccharomycetales; Saccharomycetaceae. The coding region runs from base 1 to 474 and encodes 157 amino acids. The transcript has a single exon. Gene Ontology annotation, molecular function: phosphatidylinositol N-acetylglucosaminyltransferase activity. The record is from RefSeq and is a predicted model, not a curated record. Gene Ontology annotation, biological process: GPI anchor biosynthetic process.
AUGCCUAAUAAAACUGAAGAAAGGCCUACCAAAAAGUACUCUGGCUUUGUACAAUCCGUUGGGAUCACAUGCAUUCUAAUAUUUAUCAUAAUAUGGUCUUUUAUACCGUAUCCGCUGGUUAGGGAAGAGCUGGACUCAACGCCGAAAACAAUCUUACAAAAUGCAUAUAUCUUAUUUGAUGACUUGGUAGAUCUUCUGCCUCAAAGAUAUUGGAUCAUAUGCAUACAGUGUAUGAUACUAAUGAAUAUGCUGUUUGUAUAUAUUGGAUUACCUAUUUUUAAUGAUGCUGUAUUAAAUGUAUCGUUGGAUGACCUUCGAACAAUUACAGAUUCAAAGACUACUAUCGUUGAAUUUGGAAGCCAUGAAGAAUUUAUGAGGCGUUACGCCCACCAAGAAACUAGUGGGGUGUAUGAUAUACCAAUAACCAAGGUUUCCAUCAUAUUGCAUGGCCUACAUAAAUCUAAAGAUAUUUAG